AUGGAACUACCUGACGUGAAUUAUCUCCAACUUAUAAUGUUAUUUAUGACUUUUACUAUUCUCAUAUUGGGUAGUAUGAUUAACUAUUUUGAAAAUUAUAUACCAGUUUUUGUUUCGCAAACGUUUCGUUACGGGAAAUUCGCAUACAGAGGAAAACCGUCAAAAUUAAAAGUAAUUGAAGUACCCAAAAGCUGGUUUAAACAUUUCUACGUUUUUGCUAGCGUAUACUGCGUAUGUGCAUUAUAUUUUGCAAUUGACGUUUAUCUAUAUGACGCUACACCGCCAAAAUGGUUACUUUCUUAUUUAGAUUUUUUGUGUGGAUCUACACGCAGCACAGAUUGUGACAUGAAUGCAAUCAUAAUUGCACUCACACUUUUGACACUACAGUCAUUUCGUAGAUUUUAUGAAACAUGGUUUUUAAGUGUUUUUUCCAAGGGUAAUAUUAAUCUUUCACAAUAUUUGAUUGGUUAUAUUCAUUAUUGGGCCACAGUUACAAUUAUUUUAGGAGAAGCAUCUGGAUUUAAAGAAGGUAGCUUAAUUACACAAACAUCUUUGAACCCAAUACAAGGAUUUGGAAUUGUAUUGUUUUGCUUUGGUUGGAUCAAUCAGUAUAAAUCGGCUAGGAUAUUAUCUUAUCUCAGAAGAAAUUUUACUGGGAAUGUUGUUACAACAGAACACAAAAUUCCAAGAGGUGGAUUAUUCGAAUAUAUUUCAUCUCCGCAUUUAACAUGUGAAGUUUUAAUGUAUUUAUCCAUAUAUCUCAUCUUAUAUAAAAAUCAAACAUUUAAAUAUGUUUUCUUUUGGGUUUUGAGUAAUCAAGUUGAAACAUCAUUGUUAAAUCAUUGGUGGUAUCAAAAAACAUUUAAAAAUUAUCCGAAAACCAGAAAAGCAUUUCUACCAUUUGUACUUUAA
Molecule: messenger RNA, 912 nt
Organism: Pediculus humanus corporis (human body louse)
Lineage: Eukaryota; Metazoa; Arthropoda; Insecta; Psocodea; Pediculidae
Product: dfg10 protein, putative
Exons: 3
Coding region: 1-912 (303 amino acids)
Biological process (GO): polyprenol catabolic process; dolichol-linked oligosaccharide biosynthetic process
Cellular component (GO): endoplasmic reticulum
Molecular function (GO): 3-oxo-5-alpha-steroid 4-dehydrogenase activity
Source: RefSeq, a predicted model, not a curated record